CACACCACUCUCCCUGCCCUACCUCCUCCCUAGACUCCACACCACUCUCCCUGCCCUACCUCCUCCCUAGACUCCACACCACUCUCCCUGCCCUACCUCCUCCCUAGACUCCACACCACUCUCCCUACUCUUGAUGGAUUAUGGCGGGCCUGUCCCAGAGAUUGACGGCUCUGCCGCUGGUGAGUUGUGGAUUGAUGGACAGAAUGAAGUACGGUUGAUCUGACAUUAACCUCCACUGAUGCGAGGUCAGCUUGCAAGCCAACCCUGGGCUCAACGACAGUACGGAUCAAAUGGCACAUAUCUGCUCCAGGACCAGCCCUGGAGUCCACUGGGGAUUCCACUGUGGACACUGGCGAUGAUUCUGAUUCUGUUCUGAGGUCAGAUGCUACUCCAUCAGCCCUCUUUGAACCCGUCCACAUGUUCACACUUCACCUCUAGAGAGAUCUGGACUCGAAUCAAUACGGGGUUUGUUUCAUUUAAAGGCCAAGAAAAUUCAAUUGAAUAAUGAACUUGUAUCCAAGGACAAUUUAGUUUGUUAAUCUCAAACAAAAAUACAGGAUUAUUAUUUUCAGAUUGUGACUUUCCGUUUGGUCUCAGUUUGAUGAAGGUUAUUUUGACAGAUGAGAAAAUAACAGCCUGGUUGUAGGAUGAUGGGGCCAGUGAAUUAUACAGUUGGAUCACAACUGCCUUAGCUUCCAAUUGAACCUUUGCAAACGCAUGACUCCAUAAGCAGCAUCACUACCACAAUAUAGAAAUACUCCUUUUGAGCCUCUACUGCUCCAAAUCUAACACAUUUGCUUUCAUAAAUCCCAAAUAAUGAAGGACCAAAAAAUACCAAAUGUAAGACAUCUUACUCAGAAUGUUUUAUUUUCACUGCUAAGUGUCCCUGUUGAUAAGCUCUAUAGAAGCUAAACUAUCCACACACAAUCAAAAGAACUACACAUUAACCAUCACAGAGAGUUCAACCUGGUCUCAGAGAAUAUCGUAUUAUUCUGUAUGCAAAAAGGAGACACUCCAUUUAGUAUGAUAUGUUAUGUUUUUCUUAUGGUAAGUAUUCAUUUGUGGAUGUCCAUCACCCAUUUUGUAUGAUAUGUUACGAAUUACAAUUCCUAUUCUAUGUUGCCAAUUUGCAAAACAUACAAUCUGUUACGAAUUUGCAAAAUGUAAAAUAAGUUCUGAAUUUACAAAACAUACAUUAUGUUACGAAUUUGCAAAAUUCUAUGAAUUCUAGCCAGGUGGCUAACGUUAGCUAACUGCUAACAUUAGCUAGGCUAGGGGUUAGGGUUAAGUUGAGGAGUUAGGUUAAAGGCUUAAGGUCAGGGUUAGUUAAAAGGGUUACGGUUAGGGGAAGGGUUAGCUGACAUGCUAAGUAGUUACAAAGUUGCUAAAAAGUAGUAAGUAGUUGAAAAGUAGUUGAUAUAUAUAUGAUGACAUUCGAACUCGCAACCUUUGGGUUGCUAGACGAUCACAUUAUACACCCGACCAACCAUCCUAUCUUAUGUAACCAUACCAAACGUAACAUAUCAUACUAAUUUAAGUGUCCCAGAUUUACAUUUACUAUGUUAUGUCUAGUCUAUGACACCAGGCUGGAGAAUUUGCAGAUGAUUGUUUCUCCUAUCAUGAUCUUCUAGCACCCCCACCCUUUCUCAACGAUAAACAUACUUUUUCACACGUUUUUUUUCUUGCAGUCGGCGAAAGACUCCCAUAGCCUUGGGCUAAAACCUCAUGAUCCACCUGCUCCGUCACAAGCCCAGCACCAAAUGUAACAAGCACCACAAAGUUGGACAGCAACUCAAGUUUCAAGUUUAACAUUUUAAUGUCACGUGUACAAGUACAGUGAAAUGCCUUUCUUUCAAGAUCUAAACCCAACAAUGCAGGAAUCAAUCAGAAUGUAAUACUAAAAAUAACAAGGUGGAACAAAACCACAUGAGAUAUAAAAAUAAGUAACUAUAUACAGGGUCAGUUCCAGUACCAUGUUGACAAUGUGCAGGGAUACUGGAGUGAUAGAGGUAGGGGUAAGGUGACUAGGCAUCAGAAUAUAAUACUCAGCGUUCUUUUUAGAUGGUAUAACAUUUUGGGGUGACUAACCUCGUAAAAUUACCAUAGCCUUUGAUUGGGCAUCAGAUGUAGAGUUGAAAGCCCUUAACGGCACAAUAAACAUUGUAGAUAUUUUGUUAGUUAAACCCACAUUAUGAAGUAGUGGUUCAGCGAAAUCUCCAGGCCCAUCUAGAAGCCAAGCAGUUAGUUAGGGCUGAAUACUAACUUGUGAUUUUUUGUUUUUAUCUCAUUGACGUCAGUGCAUGAUUUACUCAAAAGUUCAAGUUUAAGUGCAUAAAAAGUUAGGAUUCGUCUCUAGGUGAACAGUGGAAAAAUCACUCUCCUGAUAAAAAUAGUAAAGAUGUAGCCAAGAUUAGGCAGAUGGCAAACACCAAAACCCCAAACGAAGGUCAGCUGCCAUAAUAUAUUAAUACCAGAUUACAUCACCACCUUCAAGGACCACCUGUCAACAUCACCAGUGAACAAGAGGGCAGUAGAUGCUGUAUCUCUAAUGGUUACAGGUGCGUCAGGAUUCAAGGAUCAGUUUGCCACGUAGAGGUUAGGAGAUACCUUAGCUAGCAAGUUGGCAAUCUUCAACAAGAUAACAGUUUUCAUAAAAAUGCAUAGGUUACUAUCGUGUUACAAGACUACCUAUGGAUUCCUUUGAAUUUUCUUGUACCAGACCAAGUCUAUUCUGACCCCUGACCCUGACACCAACCUGGUAACCCAUCCUCAACAUGUGUUUUACUAGUUUGUCAAUGUGAACAGCAGUGGCAAGGUGUCAGGCAGUAGGGGUGUGGUCUGACGUGCCCCUGGGGGGUGGGGCGUGGUGGGGUCUGUCCUUUGUUUCAGAGCCGCAGCUGAAGGGCAUCGUGACACGGCUGUUCAGCCAGCAGGGCUUCUACCUGCAGAUGCAGCCGGACGGCUCUAUCGAUGGCAGCAAGGACGAGAACAGCGACUACACCCUGUUUAAUCUAAUUCCUGUGGGUCUGAGGGUGGUGGCCAUCCAAGGGGUGAAGGCCGGCCUCUACAUCGGCAUGAACGGAGAGGGUUUCCUCUACAGCUCAGAAAUGUUCACGCCGGAGUGCAAGUUUAAGGAGUCGGUGUUUGAGAAUUACUACGUGAUCUACUCGUCCACUGUGUACCGGCAGCAGGAGUCCGGUCGGGCCUGGUUCCUGGGCCUCACCAAGGAAGGCCAGGUCAUGAAGGGGAACAGGGUCAAGAAGACCAAGCCCUCAUCACACUUUGUCCCCAGGCCCAUUGAAGUGUGUAUGUACAGGGAGCCGUCGCUGCAUGAGAUCGAGGAGAAACAGCGCUCCAGGAAGAACUCAGGGACUCCCACCAUGAACGGAGGGAAAGCUGUCAACCAGAAUUCCUAGCAGCGGGGCCCCAAGGGUGGGGGGCCACUAGGGUGCCCGGUCCCCCCUCUCUUAAACAGAGGGGGGAGGGGCCACAAACUCCCCUCACCACCAUGCCCUCUGAAGGGAUGGACCGCCACGAGGGGGAGGAGCUACACCCAAGACCACAAAAAAACUCUUGCCUGUGAAAAUCUUUUAGACAAAUAUCAAGAUAAACCCAGAGGAAAAACAAAAAAGCGACUACAAACAUUUUCAAUCGGGACUUGACCUACAUUUUAUGCAAAAAAGAAAAAAAAGCUGUGACAAGACAAGAAAUGGUUCUUCACAAUACAAAUAUCUAUCGUUUCCAAUUUAUGCUGUCAAAAAUUUGCUUUAAACACGUUUGAUUUCCCAUGUGUUGAUUUUAUGAAUGCUAUGACACGCUCACAAGUUUUACUGUCCAUUAAUAAUAAUAUUAUGUAUGUGUUGACUAACUCAUCAUCCCAAUUUUAGUAUCAUUGUUAUUCUGUUUUUCGUUUGAGACUGUAGAAGUUUGAAAAAUAGUUUGUUUUCAUAUUGCGUGACAGUGAAUGCCCUUUUCACUGGUGUGAGGGUAAACAUGUAAUGUAUAUGAGAGCUCACUGUUGGGCUCGGAAGGAACAGGGAUGAGUGGGUGGGAUGGGUUUGGCUCAGGUGAUUGUCCUUUCGGUGAGGAAUACGUUGGGUGGAUCUCAAUACUCUAAUUUGGAGUCUCCUCACACUCUUCGGUAUUACAGGACUAGACAACUAAAAGCAAUACGGAGGGGCUACUACACCAAGCCUCACAGCAGGCAUCUACCACAUUAUGGUGCUUUCGAGUGCUGUCGGAAAUGUGGAAAUACAAGUUCCCGACUCGGAAAUAACCACUUGAACGAUCCUCAAUGUCUGAAACACAAGUGGGAAACAUGGUCCAGAGUUGUGACGUUUCAUCGCUGGCCCUUCACCUUUUCAACCACUAGACAGACGGUAGAAGAAAACCAUUUACAACCUUAACCAUGUGAUUAACGUAGCUUAGUGGAUCCGUACAGUAUAUAGUUUGACACAUUGUCAACGUAAGCAACAUUAGCUAGAUUAGCCAUCUAGCUAGAAUCUCAUUGGUUGAAGAGUUAUUCCAAACUUCAUUAGCACACGAGCGCACUCAUGCCAUAAUUUACAACUUCACCAAUUGGGAAAUACCGAGAUUCUGAGGACCACUCGAACGCACCAUUACUCUCAACAAUCCCGUCCUGGCAACUCAAUGGUCAGGAGGGAAAAGAAACAAGAAAGGAUAGCCUUGAAAUAGCAUCAAUACUCUGGCAACGUGUUUGUAGGCAGGAGGGAAAAAGGUAGAUAGAACUUCAGGUUUGUUUUUGUUAGGUGAACCAGCACUACUAAGGGGAUUUGUCUCUAAUAAGAACUAGCUUGGCCAAUCCUAUGGGAGAAAAUGUAAUAUUCUCUCCAGAAAACAGGGAAACUUGGCUAGCAUCCGCCAAUCAAGGAUUCUUUCAUGAAUACUUGAAACUGGUGUAUUUCACCUCAGCAUGCGCUUUGACAAAGACUUUGUUCAAAGUGAUCAGAGAAUGCUUUUAGUCUGUACAAAGAAAUCAUGGACAUGUCCUUAGGAAGGCAAGUUGUGGCUUGUUUAAGGACAAGACAUAGACACAGUACUGUAUGCAUCAGAGAAGGUUGGAUUGCUGGCAGGUCUUGCAGAUCAGACAAGUAUUCGUCCCAAUACUCUUAAGAAGCUUCCUCUCCUUGUGUCUUGUUGAUGGGUUGUGGCGUAUUCAUUUCAUAGAAGUAGUCUCUUUAUAUCUUUAUAUAUACAAGGUAAAGGAAAAAAAAAAGGAAGUAUUUUAAGAGGAUUUUGGACAAAGCCCCUGGGAAACCCGCUUUCAUUGUUAAUAUUUCACCUACGAUACUGUACUCAAUAACAGCCUACCACAACGGGAUGGAGCCCAGUCAUCCAAAACCCAGGAAAACAAAACAUUUGGACGCCAGAAGGUGCGUUUGCCCUGAGAGUCUGUAAAUAUUUCACUGUUUUGUACUUCCAGGCUGGCAUCCUAAUGGCUUCCAUUGCAGUAGGUUUGGUGAGCCAUUAAAUGAGCCAUUUUCUGCAUUGUGGAAACGAGACCCUGUCAUUUCAUAAAUCAAAUGUAGGAGAACAGCUGUAUAUACAAAGGAGAUAUAUGAAGGUCAAACCAGUUGUUAAGGCAGGGAAGAACCCCCCCCCCCCCAUCACCAAUAUAGACAAAUCACCCGUGGAGGAGCAAUCCACUGAUCCUAUCGUUCGUCUAACUCAGGAAGUCCCACUCCAGUCCGAUGAACGGAGUCCGACAACAAGGCGGGCCACCCUUGCCAAGCGCCCAAUGCACAAAACCUGGCCAAAGGUGUGGUCUUGGGGCAGUUGGGUCGGGGGUGUUGGUGGCAAAGUGGGGGGUCUGGGGGCGGGCAGGCCAGGACAUGAGUUAAGGGAUGUCAGGGUGUCAUGUCAGACACGUCCACUUCUAACUGUGGCAGGUCAUGGCAGGAAGACCAGCACAAGGUAUUGCCUGUAAAAAAUUAUUAUUCACAAAUGUUCCACUGGGGUCUGGAGAGAGCUGGCACAGUUCUGCAGUAGCUGCUUCACUAUAAGUAGUCCACAGGCACAGAUCUAGGAUCAGCUUACUCUCCUUUAGUUCUAACCUUAACCAUUAGGUCAGCGUUUCCCAAACUCAGUCCACGUUUUUUUUCUUCUUUUUUUCCCCCUCUAGGACAACACAGCUGAUUCAAAUAAUCAACUAAUCAUCAAGCUUUGAUAAUUUGAAUCAGCUGUGUAGUGUUAGGGGUAAUAAACCCAACGUGUACCCAGUGGGGGCCACAGGACCGAGUUUGGGAAACACUGCAUGAAGUGGUGGAUAUAUCCUAACUGUAACCAUGAAGUGGUGGAUAUAUCCUAACUGUAACCAUGAAGUGGUGGAUAUAUCCUAACUGUAACCAUGAAGUGGUGGAUAUAUCCUAACUGUAACCAUGAAGUGGUGGAUAUAUCCUAACUGUAACCAUGAAGUGGUGGAUAUAUCCUAACUGUAACCAUGAAGUGGUGGAUAUAUCCUACCUGUAACCAUGAAGUGGUGGAUAUAUCCUAACUGUAACCAUGAAGUGGUGGAUAUAUCCUAACUGUAACCAUGAAGUGGUGGAUAUAUCCUAACUGUAACCAUGAAGUGGUGGAUAUAUCCUAACUGUAACCAUGAAGUGGUGGAUAUAUCCUACCUGUAACCAUGAAGUGGUGGAUAUAUCCUAACUGUAACCAUAAAGUGGUGGGGACGCAAAACGGACCUUAAAUCAGCAUGUAUCAUGUACCUGCAACUUCAUACUACUGGGGGGCGACGAAGCAUUGCAUGAUAAAUGGAUGUACUUUACAGAGAAAGGAGGGGUUGAGGAUAGAGAGUGAGAGUAAAAUAGGUGCAAUAGAAGUGAACAAAGAGGACACUUUUGGGGACAAGAUGAAAAUGCCAGAGGGACUACCCAGGGGCUCAAUACUGUGUAAAGGGAUAUUAUAUUUUGGUUUGGAAAUGAUUUAACCGUCAAUGGAAAACACGCAUUUAUGCAUUAUGAAUUGUGAGAUAAAAAAAAAAUGCAUUGAUAUUUAAAUUCAGAAAUGAAGUUAGUGAUUGUUUAAGAAUAAAAAUACAUUAUCAAAAGCUUUCA
Messenger RNA from Oncorhynchus nerka (sockeye salmon), 7076 nucleotides. RefSeq names its product fibroblast growth factor 12. Gene Ontology annotation, cellular component: cytoplasm; nucleus. Bases 2949 to 3416 code for a protein of 155 amino acids. The transcript is spliced from 4 exons. The record is from RefSeq and is a predicted model, not a curated record. Gene Ontology annotation, biological process: regulation of voltage-gated sodium channel activity. Gene Ontology annotation, molecular function: sodium channel regulator activity; growth factor activity. NCBI's taxonomy places the organism in Eukaryota, Metazoa, Chordata, Actinopteri, Salmoniformes, Salmonidae.